UCUCUCUCACGGUCUCUCUCACUCCACGCUCACGCAAUCUUGCAUUCUUCACUUUUGUUGCGUGCGGAAAAUUCUGACACUCUUUUCACAAGGUAUCGUUACUACUACAUCUUGGAUUCUCUUUCAUGUUCUAAAUCUAAUUUUUUUGCAGGGAACCCAUCAAACUGUGAACAUUUUCUUCCACAUUUAUGCAAAGUUAGACCCAAAAUACACGUAUUUUUGUGUUGAAGACUUUGGUUUUCAUGUGGGUUUUUGAUUUAAAUGGGAGCUGGGCAUGCAUGCAAGCUUUUUGUGGAAUCUAAACUUAACAUUUUCCCUCUCUAAGCUUCUACCGUUCUGCAUAUUCAUUUAUUAUCAUUAUCAGCAUCAGCAUCAAAACCGAAGGCAUAUUACUAUGUUUCUGAUAUUUUUUUUUAAUGUGCGUGUUCUUCUUCUUUGAGGUCUAUGCUAUCUUAAAUCUGUUGGUUUUAGGAUACCCACUCGAACCUAGAUUUAUUUUGUUACACAUAUAUAAACACUUGGACACAAAGACACUUGCUUUGAGAUGGGUUUUAUUUAUUUAUUUAUUUUUAUUUAGAUGGCUUUUUCAUGCAAGGAGCUAGGAGAUUGUUGGAACAUUGUGUCUUCUAAAAUUUGUUUGAAGUUUUAGUCUUUAGUUAUUUAGAAUAGUUAUUUCUCUUAGCAAAAAGUCUUUUUGCAGGCAAGGAAAGUUUGAAGAGAGGUAAUAUUUUUCAGGGGCUAAGAAGUACUUUAUGUUACUAGAAUUUCCAUAUUUUGGGUUAUUUUUUAUAUUGAACUUUUGGGAUGUGAUAAAACUAGAGGAAGGAGUUUGGAAAGUGUGGAAAAUGUGAUUGAGAAAAGGAAUGGGUUUGUUGUGGAAGAAGAGAGUAAGAAAAUUUGCAAUAUAUGGAUACAAAUAUCGUGGAACGAGAGUUUCUUUGCAUUGGUUUAAUAGUUUAGACUUUAUGGUGGCAAUUAAGUUGCAGGUAUAGGAUUUUGGUGGUCGCAAUCAUAUUUCAGAGAAUGAGAAGUUUCUGGACACAAUGAGAGUGGCAAACAGUUCUGGUUGGUUGUGCUUCAAAAGGAAGAAAACAGUGUGUGGCAAGGAUGGGAAGAUCAUGGGCAAGAUUUUGUUAGAAGUUUUGUUUCUCUAUUUUCUUUAAAGUGAUGUUUAUUCAGGCUUCACAUAAUUAACAUACGAUGAAGAUUAUGCUAGGGCUUAGUAGGGCAUGCUCCAAGCUUUCUUUUAUAGAAAUCUAAACUCGAAGUUCUCUGGAUUUCAUUGAGAACUUGGCAGCUAAUGGUGACAAGAGAACUAGGGAGGAUCAGAGGAGGAAAAUAAGAAUGUAUCAAAGAAGCAAAAGCUGGAUAAAUCUAUGGAGGAGGAGCAAUUUGUGAGGCUUAAAAAGAUGAAAAAACAGGAGGAGGUGGGUCCUGUUAGGUUGGGUCCAAAGACUUUUGUUUCAGCAGUGGAGAUGUUCGAUUUUUUCUACAAUUUCCUUCAUUUUUAGCCUCCCAAUCUUAAUGUCAACAAGUUUGAGCACAUGGUUCUAGUGGAGUUGCUUAUGCAGGAUCAUUUGGAGCCUGAAAAAAAGAUUGGUUGUGGGAUCCAAGCUUUCCAACUCCGUUUUCGUCCAAUGUGGAAGACACAGUGCAUCUUCCUCAUUUGGGAUGAUGAGUUUGUUGAUGAUUUCAGUUUCUGGAAGUGCACGGAUAAUAUUCUUCCCCUGCCUGAGGACAUGAGAAUAAACUCUGAUGCCAGCCUAUCUUCAGGUGGUGGUAAGAGUCGCAAAAGGAAAGGUGGUGGUGUGAGAAUAGGUGAACACAACCAUGGAAGAGGUGGUAAAUCAAGAAACUGAAUCAUUGUCUUUGAUUUACCUGGGGUGAGAGGUUUCAAAAUGGGGGUAACUUUCCAUUGUCUGCACGUUGAUGUGAUUAUAUAAACAGAUUCCAUAUGGCAUUUAGUAGCCUCAGUUUGUUACUCAUGAGAGAUUAACAAGUUUAAAUCUGGACCAUCCUUUGUAUGUCGAUAAACUCUUUUGAUUUACUCAACUAAGGAAUUUCAACUGAAUUUCAUCCAGGUAUUGCAAAUUGCUCAGCUCUGUGUGUGUGCACUUCUAUGCCUCUAGCUCCUUCACUCUUUCCCAUUCUGAAUGAAAAUAAUGAUGUAUGCAGUCUCGUGUGUUUUACCAUGUGAAUAAACAUGACAUGAUGGCUUUUGUGAAUUUUAACUUGCUCCUAUGCAUACUCUGGUCCUUCAUUGUCACGUUGGUCUUAUUCAAUGUGAAUCAUUGCCAUUUAACUCCCAACACACAUACAUAUGCAUGCAUACAUGUGCUUCAGACCUUUUGAGUUGGUCCUGUUGUAAUGAUCUAGUUAUGUGAUUCACAUGAUUACUUGCUAAAGUUAACCUUUGUCCAUAUUUCACUGAUUGCCUCAAGCUAAUGUGUUAUUCAGAUAUUGCACAGUUUGUAAUUAUUGUACAUCUUGGAUGGAUUUAUAUUUAUGAACGUGAUGUGAAUUUUCCAACUUUGGAAUGGGAAAUCUCCAACUAGUCUAUGCUCAGCUUCUGCUGCGUCAUCUGAGUGCUUCUUUACUGUGAGGCUUUGCAUAAUCGUAAGCAUGUUAUCGAGAAUGAGGUGCACUAAUGCUUGUUUGCCACUUUCAUUCAGAUAUCAUGGAUCCUCAAUUGCCAAUGGAAAAGGUAUCUUUUGGCCUAAAUUCUACUGAGGAAAAUAACAAGAUAAAUGUAGUUCUAGUGGCAACUGGCAGUUUCAAUCCUCCAACUUUUAUGCACCUGCGAUUGUUUGAGCUGGCAAGGGAUGCAUUGCAAUCAGAGGGAUACCAUGUCAUUGCAGCCUACAUGUCCCCUGUCAAUGAUGCAUACAAGAAAGCAGGCCUCAUUUCUGGGGAACAUAGGUUGCAGAUGUGCAGCUUAGCCUGUGAAACUUCUGAUUUUGUAAUGGUUGAUCAAUGGGAGGUAAACCAAAGCACUUACCAACGUACUUUGACUAUUUUGCAAAGAGUCGAGAGUUCAUUUACUAAUGGUAUGAAAAUGUCCAGAGAAUCCCUUAAAGUCAUGCUUGUUUGUGGUUCUGAUUUACUCCAGUCCUUUAGUAUUCCCGGGUUUUGGAACCGUGAUCAUGUAAGAACCAUAUGCAGCAACUAUGGUGUGGUUUGCAUACGCAGAGAAGGACAAGAUAUUAAGAAGAUUAUAUCUGAUGAUGAAAUUUUGAAUGAAAACAAGGGUAAUAUCAAAGUUACAGAUGAUCUUGUACCAAACCAGAUCAGUUCAACGCGAGUAAGGGAAUGCAUUUCAAGAGGGUUGUCCAUAAAGUACUUAACUGCAGAUGGAGUGAUUGAUUACAUUAGAGAAAAAGGUUUGUACCUGAACUAAGAUGAGAAAAAAGAUGAUUUCUAAUCAUACUCGAAGCCUUAUGCAUCAACUAUAUUUCUCUACGUAUUUUAAGCAGUCAGAAUUUACUUAAUGAAGCACCGCAACAUGAAACUACAUA
This is a messenger RNA of Populus nigra (black poplar), 3515 nucleotides long. Its product is annotated as nicotinamide/nicotinic acid mononucleotide adenylyltransferase-like. The record is from RefSeq and is a predicted model, not a curated record. Gene Ontology annotation, biological process: NAD+ biosynthetic process. Gene Ontology annotation, molecular function: nicotinamide-nucleotide adenylyltransferase activity; nicotinate-nucleotide adenylyltransferase activity. Bases 2648 to 3397 code for a protein of 249 amino acids. NCBI's taxonomy places the organism in Eukaryota, Viridiplantae, Streptophyta, Magnoliopsida, Malpighiales, Salicaceae. The transcript is spliced from 2 exons.